AUGACUAAGUCAACUAUAGCUUAUUCGAAUGACAAUUGGGAAAUACCAUUUGAAACAAUUACUCAUUUGGAGUGGCUUGGCUCAGGAUCUCAGGGAGCUGUAUUCAGUGGUCAGUUGAAUGAUCGUUUAGUGGCAGUAAAAAAAGUGAAAGACAGAUCGGAAACGGAAAUCAAACAUUUGCAACAUCUUAAUCAUGAAAAUCUCAUCAAAUUCAUAGGCGUUUGUACUCAAUCACCCUGUUUUUGCAUUGUAAUGGAAUACUGCGGUCAAGGACAACUUUAUGAAGUAAUUAGAAGUGGUCAACAUAUUGCGAAAGAUACGUUUGGCGAAUGGGCUCGUCAAAUUGCUGAUGGAAUGAAUUAUUUGCAUCAGAAACGCAUCAUACAUCGUGAUCUCAAAUCACCCAACAUUUUGGUUGAUGACAGUGACAUAUUAAAAAUUUGCGAUUUUGGUACAUCGCAUCAGUGGGAUAAGGAAAAAAGUAUGGUGAUGUCAUUUUGUGGUACUGCUGCUUGGAUGGCACCUGAGAUCAUCAAGAAAGAACCGUGCUCUGAAAAAGUCGAUAUUUGGAGCUUUGGAGUUGUAUUAUGGGAACUACUGACACAGGAAAUUCCAUACAAAGAUGUUGAUUCUAUGGCGAUUAUUUGGGGUGUUGGCUCAAACAAUUUGAGCUUACCAAUACCAGAUACUGCGCCUGAAGGAUUGAAAUUAUUACUGAAGCAAUGUUGGAGCAUCAAACCACAGAAUCGUCCUUCUUUCUCGCAAAUUUUAAAGCAUAUCGCAGUUUUUAAAAAUUUUGAGCUUCCCUUCAAAGUCUUUCCAAUGAAACUUUCAUUUCAGUCUGAAAUUGCAAACAUUUGUGAUAACGAAUGGUUAGAAAAAAAAGCAGGCUGGAAAGCAUACGUCAUUCAGUACAUGAAAGGGAUCCGGCAAGAGAAAACGUUGGCACAGAAGAAAGAUGCGCUUAAUAAUGAGCGUGAAUUACUUCGAAUGAGACGUGAAGAGUUAAAACAUGCACAAGAUAUUCGAGAAAUGUACGAAGACAAGUUGAGACGAGCAACUAAAAUUUAUUCGAAGUUGGAGCAGUGUUUGGAUGAUUUGGCAAUGCGUGAACGGGAAUUGUUAGAGCGCGAAAAAAAGUUUAGUGAACGUGAAAAAUAUGCUUAUAAUAUAGACCUUAAAACAAAUGUUUUGCCACCAAAAGGUAUGCCGAAAAGUCUUAAAAAUGCAGUCAUAUGUAUUCGACCUGAGCCGAAUGACACUGCAGGUGUGAUGAAACAAAGCAUUAAUGCUUGUAAUUCAAACCGUUGCUUAUCAUAUGAGGAACAAGAAGAAAUGUCUUUGUCUUCAUCGGAAGACAAUUACCACUCUGAAUACGUAUACCGGAAUUCAUCAACAAGGUGUUCUGCUAGUAGCAUAACGACGAGUGGAGCUUUUCCAUCAUCUCAAUCACUGAUCUUCAGUCGACAAAGUUCCGGUCGCAGUUCAUUAGGAUACAAUCGAAAGUUGAGUAAAACUUCACCUAGACGAAUGCUAACUUCAAGUUCAGAACAUAAUUUCUCUCAAGACUCAUCGAUCAGACGGUCCAGUUACUUUUGCAACAAUCAAGCUGAUCUUGUUCGUGGAUCUCCUGCUCGAAAUUCCGGUAUUUCGGAAGUUUCCUGUGACUCUGGUUUUCAUAAUUUAUAUGAUAUUGACUUUACAUCUGGAACUUCAACAAAUGCAAUAGUAUAUGAAUGUAGUUUCUGUGGACAACCGAUUAUUCCAACGAAAUUUUAUCGAAAUACGGAGGGACGUUGGUCGGAUGGACGUUUGACAUCACAAAGAAGGAAGAAUAGAAAGAAUACAACAGAUUCCCACCGAGAUUUAUUGCAACGGAUGACUCCUGUAUCAAAAGAGAAACGUUCGUCAUAUACGCGAUUACGUCAAUCAGUAGCAGAAUCUACGCUAAUCAAUGAUGGUGCAACAAGAAACACUUCACCAUCUGAAAAAAUUGACUCCCCAUCCGUUCAUUUACAAAAUAUAACUGUCAGCCACUCGACCAUAAAAAAAUCACGGGAAGCGGAAGUAUUUUUGGAUGAAGAAUGUAACGUGACCAUUCCGCCAUCAGCUACUUGCUAUCAGGAGAAAUUGAAAGAGAAAGAAGAUAGGUUGGUGGCAUCAGGUAAGCAGAUUGCACGUGACAAUGAAGAAGCAUGUGAACAAGACGAUAAGCUGAAAAAAGAAGUUUCCGAUGCUUCUGCAAAAGAAAGUUCUGAAGAGCAGGAUGAAAAUAACGGGAAUAUUUUAAACUCGUCGCUCGAUUCUCCAAGCGCCUCUUAUAUCAUUUUUCGGAAAUUUAGAAAUCCACAAAGCACAAAUGAUAGUGAAAGAUCAAGCUGUCUGCUUAUUACUUCCUCUUCAACAAUGGAAUCAUCAUUAGAACGAAGUUUAGAAAUGGCUGCCAUACAUUCCGAUGGUCUUUCUGACAAAGAACGACAGGUUCGUGCUGUCAAAAAUACAAUUCGAACACAUCGUAGGACAGCAAGUACUCCGUUAUCGAUACCAUCCGCGGUCUGUGAAACAAGUUCAGAAAGUGACGUGGAACAGAUUGUGCACUGCUAG
Brugia pahangi is the source of this 2604-nucleotide messenger RNA. The record is from the annotation of a GenBank genome assembly. Lineage: Eukaryota; Metazoa; Nematoda; Chromadorea; Rhabditida; Onchocercidae.